ACUGUCGAUAUCAGUUUUAUUUCAACCAGUCAACCAAAUUGACCACAAGUAAAAAUGAAAACAAUAAUCAUCUUAUUUUUGAGUGCCGUUUUGUGUAAUGCACUGGCAGAACCUGUGAGAUAUCGCCAAGUUCAACUGGUUCGUGCAUCGGCUCGUCAAACCGAUGGUGAAGUUCCGUUUCAAACUGAAUUGGGAAAAAUUCCAAACGAAGAGUCUCAAAAUGACAGUGCAGAAGCAACUACCGAACUAACGAAAAGUGCACCUGGUCCUAUAUUGAUUCCACAACCACCACAGGCAUAUCCACCGCAAGGCUGGCGUCCAUUUGGACAAUUACUUGUCUUACCUGUAGCCGUACGAGAAAAUCAAGGAAAUCUUGAAUCAACCACGACUGCUGAAUCGAGAAUUUUCAAUGAUGCUGAAGCCACCGAAGAAACACCAACCACCGAAUCCCAACCGCCCUCUAAUGAAGAACUACAAGAAGUUGAGACCAGCGAACCAAAAAUUAUGAAAACAGAAGCACACAAACGACCGCCAACCGUUAUAAUAAUAAAAGGUAAGAAAGUUGGUGAAUUGAAAGUGCAAUCGAAACAAGAAGAAUCGACUGAAAUGAAUGAGACUGAAAGUGAUAGUUCAACAACCGAAAAAUCCGAUGAAGCAACAACAACAUCAGAUCCAAAAUCAGAAAAUCUUGAAAGCACACUAGAACCAGAGGCCGAAUCUGUCGAUGUUGAAAAAAGCAACGAAGAUGGUAAAAAUGUGAAUAUUCAAAAUAGUUCCCAAAUGCCAGCGUCAGUUCGACAAUCUGCAUUUUUCAUUCAAUUGGCGGACGGAACCUUCCAGCGUGUUGUUUAUGUUGCGCCUCCAAUGCCAGCUGCUUUCGAACCACAAUCGCAACAGCCUGCAAGUAACAUUAAAAUCCAACAGCUUAACCAAGCGCCAAAUUCUCCAUUCGGAUUUAAUCCAAUCACCAAUCCACGCAUUGUUACUUUUAGUACACAAUACAAUGCUUGGUAAAGAAAAAGAAAUAAAUAAAAAAUAAAAAUAAUAAGUAUAACAGAUUAUUAUAAAAAAAGUGGAAAAAUGAAAUAAAAAAUUCUUAAAAAUUACUACUCUACUGUUCGAUUACUUUAUUGAUUAAUUUGGUAUUCCCGAAUUGUAAACGAAUUGAUUAAAAAAUAAAUAGCGUUUGCUGCGAAAACACAUUCAAAAUUA
Molecule: messenger RNA, 1212 nt
Organism: Contarinia nasturtii (swede midge)
Lineage: Eukaryota; Metazoa; Arthropoda; Insecta; Diptera; Cecidomyiidae
Product: adenomatous polyposis coli protein-like
Exons: 2
Coding region: 55-1014 (319 amino acids)
Source: RefSeq, a predicted model, not a curated record